AAAGUGCAAGCAACUCGAAUAGUCGUGAAUAUCAACAGAAACAUCGCACAAGCUUCGCCAAAUAUCGCAGAGGUCGCAUUGAGACUCGCAUUGCAUUCAAAACUACGCGAGAUUGUUAUAUGGCAUAUGGAGUCUGGUGAUCACAAAUUAUUCUCUAAUGUUUCUUUUUUCAUGAAGAACUUGUGUCAGUUGAAUCGAGUCGUGUGUAAAAUACCUUUGCAAUACUUAAUUUUCAAGAAGAAUUUCCAUACAUGUUAAGAACAUGUAGUAAAGGUGACCACGUGAAUCACACAAAUGUCGGAAAUAUUCAGGAACAUUCGGAAAUCGUCAAAGCUGCGAUCAUAUGAUCGCUAUCAGCAUUUCUCUCGAAUAAACAUUCAUUUUUUUUUUUAAAUUAACGCUGAUUAUGUUGAUAAGUCAUCGUCGCCGAUCUAUCGGGUCUAUCCCUGGAGCGCGUAGAUUGAACGAGAUUCCUCGGAAAUGGAAUCGCAAAGUAUUAUCUCGCAAAAUACUAUCUCGCGAGAUCCGGAGACCAAGGGAUUCGAUCUGUCGGCCGGAAACACUUGGAUAUACCCGGAAAAUUAUCCGGUUCGCCAGUACCAGUAUAACAUAGUUAAAUCUGCUUUGGAUCGCAAUACUAUGGUCUGCUUACCCACUGGUUUGGGAAAGACCUUCAUCGCCGCCGUUGUAAUGUACAAUUUCUGGAGAUGGUAUCCAUAUGGAAAGAUUAUCUUUCUAGCACCAACAAAGCCUUUAGUUGCCCAGCAGAUUGAGGCAUGCUAUGAAGUUAUGGGGAUUCCGAGCGCUGAUAUGAUAGAAUUGACAGGUGCUAUAACUCAGAAGAAUCGUGAUAUAGCUUGGCUUAAGAAGAGAAUAAUAUUUGCAACUCCUCAAGUGUUUCAUAAUGAUCUUGAAAGAUCAAUCAUUCCAAGUCAUUUAAUCAAAUGCAUCGUUGUGGAUGAAGCUCAUAAGGCUUUGGGCAAACAUUCGUAUUGUGAGUGUAUCAGAAUAUUAUCUGGGAAGAAUCAAUACUUUAGGGUAUUAGCGCUUUCCGCAACACCUGGAAAUAAAAUAGAUAAUGUUCAUGAAGUAAUACAGAAUUUAAAUAUCUCCCAUUUGGAAUUGAGAGAUGAGAACUCAAUAGACAUAAUACCGUAUAUAAAUAAAAGGAAGGUAGAUAUUAUUUUGGUACCGCUCAGUAAUGAAUUAGCUGCAUUCAAAGAAAGAUAUAUUACUAUCAUGGAUCGUCACGUCAAGUUUCUUAUGCAAUGUAAUGUAUUGCGAGGUCAUACUGCAAAUAUAUCUAAAGGAAGGAUAUUCCAUAUAUUAAAAGAUUUCAAAACGAAGACAGAUAAAUCUGGAAAUUAUGGACAAAUUAUAAAGACAUUGAAUAUAUUGUUCACUAUGUAUCACGCUUAUGAACUUAUGAUCAGGCAUGGAUUGCGUGCUUUCUGCAAAUUUUAUGAAACUCAUUCAGAUAAAAAAUUUUGGAUGCCCAAUGAAGACCGGUUACAAGAUUUACUUCAUGAUAUAGGAACUUAUCUCGGGCCGUUUCCAGAGUUGUAUCCUAAUGGAGAAGUAUCUGAGAUAUCAACAGAUAUCAUAUUUGGACACAAUAAAUUUUAUAAAUUGAAAGAGUUGCUUGAACAUCAUUUCAACAAUAGCAAUGACGAGCGAAAGGACACAAGAGCUAUAGUUUUCGUCGAAUACAGAGAGAUAGUCAAUGAGGUCUAUAUUUUGCUCUUGCAAUCAAAACCGACAAUUAGGCCACAGAUGUUUGUUGGCCAAGCUGGUCAGAAGCAGAAGCAACAAAUAAAAGCGUUGGAAGAUUUUCGAAGUAAUCGCGUGAAUGUGCUGAUUUCGACAAGUAUAGGUGAAGAAGGAUUGGAUGUCGGAGAAGUAGACCUGAUAAUAUGUUUUGAUGUAUCACAACACUCCCCGACACGAUUGGUUCAAAGAAUGGGUAGAACAGGACGCAAACGAGAUGGUCAUAUAAUUGUUCUUGUUACAGACGGAAAAGAACAUGAGAAUUUGAAGUCUACGCUUUCCAAAAGGGAUUCCUUGAACAAUAAAAUAUUAAAUACGAGCAACAUAUCUUCUUCCUUGUACAAUAAUAAUCCUAGAAUGAUACCAAAUCAAUUUACUCCGGAAUGUCAUAAGAUACAUAUUACAGUAUUACCAAAGACACCACUUGUAAAAGAUAAAAGGAAGAGGAAAAAUAUCAGUAAACUGAAUGACGCAUUCAGUAUGAAACAGAAAGAAAACUUAUCUAAAAAAGAAAUUCCAAAUCAAUCGUCAAUGAUGAAGUUUCUUGACGAUGGUAAAUGUAAUGAACAAAAUCGGGAUAACACAUGCAAUAUUCUCACUCAGUUAACAACGCAAAAAAACAAGUAUAAUAAUACGAUAAAUCCUAAUAAUGUUAAACUAUUAACUGACGACAACGCGGGAAUCGAUUUCUUGACAUUAUGCGCCCUAAAGAGAUCAGAGGAAGAGAUAUCUUCAGAAGUUGUGUCUCAAAUGGAUACGACUUACAUCCCCGCACCAAAAUCGAUUGAAAAUUUGUUCAGUUUUAUAGUGCCUAACAUAGAAAUUAUUAAUUGUUCUUUUUUAGAUAAUUUAACGGUAGAUAAUUUAACGCAAUGUAAAGAUGAAAAUAAUUCAUUAACACAAUGUAAAAACAAUGAAGAUGACAAUAUUCAUGAUAAUAAUGAUUACAUCAAUGUCGAUAACGAUAACUUUUGGGGCACUAUCCGAAAUGAGAGGAGUGUCAUUAAUAAUGAUGAAAUAAGAUUCGAAGAUAUACUUGAUGAGAGCUCUGAUUCAGAUGAAACAGCAAUUUCACAUCUAAACCAACAAAUCACAGAUAUGGAGAUAGAUACUGAACCUUUUACAUCUGACAUGAAUGAGGAUAAUAAAAUUAUAACUGACGUAAGAGCCGAAUUAUCAACUAAUACAUUAGAUGACCUGGAACCUUCUAUAUUUGAGGAUAUAUUAAAUGAGUCAUUCAGUUCAAUCGAAGAAGGUUUAGAAGAUAAGGAUGAUACGUCAUUGCAAAAUACGAUAUCACCGAAUCAUUUAAAUGUUUUCGCUAAAACUGUAGGAGAAAUCAACGCAACACAUAAAACUGAUAUAAACACUUUGCAUAAUAAAGAUAAUGUGUCUAAAACUAAUCAAAAUCUGUCAGCAUCUAUAAAAUUUACUAAACCUCUUCAAACGAAUAGAUUUGUUAGUAUUAUAGAUGAAAUGGAAGAUGUGGAUUUUAAUAGUGACGUUGAUCUAAACGAAUUUAUUAAGUACGAUUCUAAUAAAAAUGAUUCAAAAUGUCAGAAUAAGUCAAUACGUCAAAACAAAUUAAUGUGUAAUUCCAAAGCUGAAGAAAGUUUAUUAUCUAUAACACAAGCCAUUAGUGAAAUAGCACGAGUGAAAAAAAAAGUAGAAACAUCAAGGGGAUCUUCUGUAAGUAAAGAAAAAUCGAUUAACGAAGAUAGUAUUGACUGGAUUUCGGUCAAUAUUAAAAAUGAUAUUAAAGGUGGGAAAGGUGACACGAAUUCAAGGACAGAUAAUAUAUUAUCAAAUACUCAUUGCAAUUCUGCUGCUAAAUCACAUAAUGUUAAACAACCUUUCGAUUUCCUAGAUGAUUCCGAUGAAGAUAGUAUUGACUGGAUUUCGGUCAAUAUUAAAAAUGAUAUUAAAGGUGAGAAAGGUGACACGAAUUCGAGGACAGAUAAUAUAUUAUCAAAUACUCAUUGCAAUUCUGCUGCUAAAUCACAUAAUGUUAAACAACCUCUCGAUUUCCUAGAUGAUUUCGAUGAAGAUAGUAUUGACUGGAUUUCGGUCAAUAUUAAAAAUGAUAUUAAAGGUGGGAAAGGUGACACGAAUUCGAGGACAGAUAAUAUAUUACCAAAUACUCAUUGCAAUUCUGCUGCUAAAUCACAUAAUGUUAAACAACCUCUCGAUUUCCUAGAUGAUUCCGAUGAAGAUUUUUUGAUUACAGAAGUUAACGCUAAAAAAUUUAAUGAGCUUGAAAGCAGUUAUUUUCGUAAUUUAUCAAAAGAUUUCAAAGAUGAUAUUAUCUGCAUGCCCAGUACAUCGAAAAACUCAGGAAUUAUAAACGAUUAUUUUGAUAAUGAAUCGAAAAAUUUGAAUACUAAGGAUAAUUAUUCCGAUAAUACAUCGAGAAGUUUAAAACCGUGUGGCCAAUCAACGCCGAAACGUGAUAUACGAUCGAAAUUAUCUUUAAGACGAAAUAAGGCCCAACAAGGUUCGGAUACGACAGAAUUGAGUGUCUUCAAAAAGUCUAAUAAAUACGUCAACAAUGCAACGGACAAAAGCAUUUUUAAAUCUAAUUCUGCUAACUCUGAUGCGCAAAAGCAGAUGGCCCAACAAAGUUCGGAUACGAUAGAUUUGAGUGUUUUCAGAGCGCCUAAUAAAUACGUCAACAACGUAACGGAUAGAAAUAUUUUAAAAUCUGAUACGCGAAAACAGAGCUUUCCUUCAAAUGAAAAUCUCGCACAGAAAAAAAGCAAGCAUAAGUUCAAACGCGAGAACAUUGCCAAAAAUGAGUUUAUAGAUGAUGAAGUAAAAGUAGAUUCCGAUGUCAGUUCGGAUGAAGACGUCAUUACAGAUGACGAAGAUCUUAAGGAUUUCGUGAGCUAUACACAAUUUUCACAAGAUCAAGACGAUAUGCAUGCGCAUUAUCUGCGAACUAUCAAGAGCCCAAUAAAGAGACCAGGUGCUUUCCAUUUCAGGGAACCUCGGUCACCCGAUCCUGAUAUACAGAUCUAUUCGCAGUUGUCGCCACUAAAAGAAGAUUCGUAUGUUAAUGAUUCAUUUUGCGUUGCUGGAGAUGCUGAGCCAAGCACACUUGUCCAUAAUGAUUCGCUACUAGAUAAAAUGGAAAGGGAAUUGGAACAAAACAGACGGAAACGUCAUUGUACCAACAAGGAUACAAAACAUAUCAAAAAGAAAAAGACGAAUAUCUUAAAUUACUCUGUGAGCAGCGAAGAUGAGAUCGAACAGCUACGUAUACAAGUGCAGGACUGACUCAAGUGAAAAAAUUAAAAAUGUAAAAUCGAGCUGUGAUGAGUUAAUAAUAAGUUAUGAAGCGUAAUAAGAAAUUUAUUUUCAUAUGUACAGAAUGUGAAUACUCGUUAAUUGUCCAUAUGUAUUUUUAUAUAGCAAUGUAUUUGUAAUAAAAUUAUGUACAGAUUUAUCUUUAA
Solenopsis invicta (red fire ant) is the source of this 5219-nucleotide messenger RNA. RefSeq names its product Fanconi anemia group M protein (gene Fancm). The record is from RefSeq and is a predicted model, not a curated record. Gene Ontology annotation, biological process: interstrand cross-link repair; replication fork reversal; double-strand break repair via synthesis-dependent strand annealing. NCBI's taxonomy places the organism in Eukaryota, Metazoa, Arthropoda, Insecta, Hymenoptera, Formicidae. Bases 481 to 5043 code for a protein of 1520 amino acids. The transcript is spliced from 13 exons. Gene Ontology annotation, molecular function: four-way junction helicase activity; four-way junction DNA binding; ATP binding.